CGGUGGGACAAACAAACACCAAACCUAUUUCCGAUGUUAAGUUUUGAACCGCAAGUAACGGCAUUUCCAUAAGCUAGUGAAGUGUUUAGCAAUACUUAUCAGUAUGCAUUGCACAAGGAAAGAUAGGGUUGGUUUUCUGGAACACAUAUACGCACAUCUUGCAAUACAUGCCAGAUUCAUCAUUUAUUCUGGAAGAUAAGUGGUUAAAACAAAGUAAUAUAUGAGGUUUUUAUCUUCCAGUUUUAUUCCGAAAUGAUCAAACACUUAUUCUGACCACAGAAUCCAGUCUUAAAUUCAUAUCUUUGAUUGUGGGAACGGAUAAAUUCAUUAUCGCUUCUGAACUACAUACCGAAACAAUUCCUCAGUCUUACUACAGUGAACAAUUUUUGUUGGACUCUCACCAAAUGAUGAGCAUUUCUUUUAUGCCAAACACACUUGACGAUUUUGGAAGAAAAACUUUCAUAAAGUCUCUGUUUCCAGCUAAUUCAAAAUUAGUAUUUAGAGCCCUGGGUGGCUUGUUGUACAAACUGACUCGGAACGCGGACGAUUUACGUUUAACAUUUAAUCAGAAUGUAUUGAAUAUCGUUGAUGUACAGUUAUUACAAAGACAAGAUAUCCUAUUCGUCGACAAGUCCGCGAUGAAGUAUCUACAAAUUAUCGACUUUCAUGAAACAUAUAGAGUAAACAAAGGAAUACUUCCUUCUGAGGCAAAUAUCAGCCCAACAUUAUUCAAAAUAAUAAAUCACUGCCUAACAAUCCAAGGUACCACAGAACUACAGAAAUGGAUGGGUUCGCCUAUAAGCAGCAAAGAGGUAAUAACAGGAAGAUUGGAUGCAGUGGAAUUUUUUCUGGGAGGAAAGGGAACCCAGUUGCUUUCAGAAAUAAGAACACUACUCAAGAAGGUUGGAAAUAUACAGAAAAUUAUUCUCAGAAUGCAAACAUCUUCAGCUAUACCAAGUGACUGGAGGAUAAUAAUACAUACUUUAGAUGCAAUCGAAGCACUUAUCACUAUGUGUAAACCAUAUUGUGAAAAACUAUAUCCUGUUCAAGAAUUGUUUGCAGCAAACUUCGACUCAGCAAUCAUAGGAGGCGUCAAAUCAUGGCUAGUUCAUGUAAUUGACACGGAGAAGACGGAAAAGGAACAAAGGUUUGUGGUUCGACGUGGAGUUGACGCUACUUUGGACAAAUGGAAUGAAACAUAUGCUUGUCUUCCAGACUUGCUAUCACAACUGGCAGAAGAUGAACUUCGGAAAUUACGAGAAAAUAUACGAACGUGUGGACUAAUUUACUUUCCUUUAGUGGGUUAUUUGUUGAAAAUCCCAAAAGAAGAAGUAGAAACCCCCGAUAUACAUUUGAGCGGGCUGGAAUUUGCUUUUACAGAUAAUGAGAUGGCAUACUACCGAAACAAAACCACACGCGUUCUGGAUCAACGCUACGGUGAUGUAAUGUAUGCCAUUGUUGAUGCGGAAACCACCAUCAUGCAUCAUCUUCAAGAUCGCUUACUAAUUCACACACAGAGUAUACUUCAGGCAUACCAAUUUGUUGCGGAGAUAGAUUGUUUAUGCGCCUUCGCCAUGGCUGCCAAGCAUAUGGAAUGGACUCGACCGAAAAUAGUGGACGAGAACUGUAUACAAAUUUAUAAAGGAUGGUAUCCUAUCCAACAAACAGUAUCUACUAACAUAAUUAAAAACUCAUUCUACUCUGAUGGAUCUAAGCAUAACAUAACACUGCUGACUGGACCGAACGGAAGUGGGAAAAGCAUCUACAUGAAAAAUAUUGCCUUAAUAAUUUACUUAACGCAUAUAGGAAGCUAUAUUCCGGCUGAAGGGGCAACAAUUUCUGCGUUUGAUGCAAUACAUAUACUCACAGGUACAAACUCUACUGAAAGAGAUAACUGUUCGACCUAUAUGAUGGCACUUCAAAUGGCCUCAGUUGCUUUAAGAAACUUAACAAGCAAAACUUUAAUAAUAAUGGACGAGUUUGCAAAGUCCGUAAACAAGUUAGAGUUAGAUGCGCUUACAAUAGCAAUGGCAGAAUUCCUAUUGCUGAAAAAUGAAUGUCCAUAUACUAUCAUAGCUACUCACAACCAUAAAAUACUAAGGCAACUCCAAAUGUAUGGACCGCAAGUGCAAUACUUGACAAUGAGGACAGUCCCUCACGAAGGAAGAGUGGUGUGUCUUUAUGAAGCAGUCAAUGGUUUGAACUUAAGAAGCGAAGCAAUUAGUACAGCGAAUGCUACAGGACUCCCGGAGAAAAUUACUGAAAGAGCAUUAACUCUGAAGGAUUUUUUGAGUACAAUACCCACUCAUCGUAUGAGGAACAGAAAUAAGAGGGUGAAGACAGUUCUGAAGCUACUCCAUGGAACAGACACGGGUAGCAGUGAAAUGAAGCUAAACAAAAUUUUUAGCUCUAAUUUUUAUGGACUUUUAGAAAGUCUAGAUUAGUGUAAAAGUGAAGGUCGGGAACCAAAUAAAUAAAGACGUUUUCAAGAGAUGA
Messenger RNA from Schistosoma spindalis, 2496 nucleotides. The record is from the annotation of a GenBank genome assembly. Lineage: Eukaryota; Metazoa; Platyhelminthes; Trematoda; Strigeidida; Schistosomatidae.